GUCCGGCUGCCUUGCUGUCAAACAGACGCGGGAGCGCCGGCCCGGCCUGAGUCCGAGCGGUCCGGGCCGCCGCCCCGGUUGGCACUGCUGGCCGAGGAGACCACUCCGAGACUUCACUGCGCGAUUGAAGGCUCCCGAGUAUAUGGCGUUCUGAGGACCCGGUUCGUUUAAGGUGUUCGUUUUUGCACUGCGCCCCUGGGCCUUCCCCGAAUUUAUUUUUCCGUUGUAAAGCUGCUUGACACCAAUUUUGCGUCGUGUGGUUUGGCUCCUUGCACUCUGAAUUCUCACUACUGAGGGAGUGUGCUCAAAGCUGAAAUUGCACAAAGCACAACUCAAGUUUGCAUCGGAUGGAAAGUGAACUUAAGCCACAGUGCAUGGUGCUGGAGUGGGAAAAGUGAUGGACCAGUGAAGUGGAAGAGGUGGUGCGUCACGGCCACCGCCCAUGCUGCCCUGCUUCCAGCUGCUGCGCAUAGGGGGCGGCAAGGGCGGUGAUCUCUACACCUUCCACCCGCCAAACAGAGCUGGGUGCACCUAUCGCUUGGGCUGCAGGGCAGACCUGUGCGAUGUGGUCCUGCGGCCCCAGCGGGAGUCUGGUCUCAUCUCCGGAGUCCAUGCGGAGCUGCAUGCUGAGCGAAGGGGCGAUGACUGGAGGGUCAGCGUGGAGGACCAUAGCAGCCAAGGGACCUUGGUCAAUAAUGUUCGACUCCCAAAAGGUCACAGGCUAGAGUUGAGUGAUGGUGACCUUCUGACCUUUGGCCCUGAAGGACCCCCAGCAACCAGCCCCUCAGAGUUCUACUUCAUGUUUCAGCAAGUUCGAGUCAAACCGCAAGAUUUUGCUGCCAUUACCAUCCCACGGUCUAGGGAAGGAACUGGGGCUUGUUUCCAGCCCAUGCUACCACCCCAGGGGGCUCCACAAAGGCCCCUCAGCACUCUCUCCCUUGCCCCCAAAGCCUCACUGAUCCUCAACUCCAUUGGCAGCCUAAGCAAGCUCCAGCCCCAGCCCCUCACCUUCUCCCGGAGUGGAAGUGGGCCACAGAGCCAGCCUGUUCCCACUCCUCCUGGGGACACUGGGACCACUCCUUCUGCCCCACCCCCAAGGAAUCGGAGGAAAUCAGUUCACCGAGUGUUACCAGAACUGGAUGAUGAGAGAGAGGCUCCAGAGAGCCCCCCACCAGUCCUUGUAGAGCCAAGGAAGAAACUCCGUUUAGAGAAAGCCCCACUGAUAUCUGGUGGGAGGGAAUGACUACAAGGGAAAGACCCAUUGCUAUGGACGUCGACUCAAGGCCUAGGGAAGGCACUCAUGGGCACUGCGACAGAAGAAAUGGUUUCCUGCCAAAGACAUUGCUGUUCCCAGGAGGUUGCCACUGAGCUGGAAAUUCCUAGUUACAAGCUGUAGGUCCUUGUUGUCAUUUGGACACUACAAUGUCUGGCCAGAGCACCAUCAAUGCAGAGGCCACACCUGGGAGGAUGUAAGCCCCUUAUGAACACAGAAAACCUGGACACAGCAUCAAAACUGCCCUGGGGAAAUCCUGCCCUCAACUAUGACUACAACCUGGCUUUUCUAGCUUUGCUUUUGUUUCCAAAUAAAGAGCCAGCAGCUUUAUUCACACCUAGGUAUUUACUUUCUGUGGGCCUGAUACUCUCUCGAGAGAGAAUGGACUUGGUGAGGUGUGUAUAACUAUUAGUAAGGAAAUCGGGAGAUGAAGCAGACAAGGCAGAGAAACACGCAACAACUCAUUGUACACAUAUAUGGAGUGAGCCAGAGGUGGGAGACCGGAAAAUAGAUUGGGUAAUGGAGGAAAACACACCCACUGCCAUUAAAAUAAAGCAGCUGAGACUUGGGUCACGUUUAUGAGGAUGAAAAAACUAAUUGUACUAGUACUACCAGCCAGGAGAAAAUCUGGUCAACCAACUAAAACAGAUGCUGACCCAGCCCAGUGUGGGUCAACCUAGCCCAUCCUUGAACCUCACCUCUCCAGUCACAAAUCGUACACCACU
Molecule: messenger RNA, 1998 nt
Organism: Talpa occidentalis (Iberian mole)
Lineage: Eukaryota; Metazoa; Chordata; Mammalia; Eulipotyphla; Talpidae
Gene: TCF19
Product: transcription factor 19
Exons: 4
Coding region: 443-1243 (266 amino acids)
Biological process (GO): regulation of gene expression
Cellular component (GO): nucleus
Molecular function (GO): protein binding
Source: RefSeq, a predicted model, not a curated record